Messenger RNA from Schizosaccharomyces cryophilus OY26, 810 nucleotides. Its product is annotated as U2 snRNP-associated protein Sf3b14. The transcript has 2 exons. Gene Ontology annotation, molecular function: mRNA binding. Lineage: Eukaryota; Fungi; Ascomycota; Schizosaccharomycetes; Schizosaccharomycetales; Schizosaccharomycetaceae. The record is from RefSeq and is a predicted model, not a curated record. Bases 395 to 739 code for a protein of 114 amino acids. Gene Ontology annotation, cellular component: ribonucleoprotein complex; nucleus; cytoplasm.
AGACAGAAUUUGAAAGACAUUCCUCCACAGUGAAUUUUGCGAAUGCCCUUUUCCCUCUAGCUUAGCAUUGUAAAACGGAGAAAAAAUAAAAAAUCUAAGUGUAAAGGAAAGAAAAGAAACUUCCAACAAGCUUCUUUUAAAACAUUUUAGGCUGAGGCGCAUCAUUCUUUUCGCUCUCUUAAUAAGUCACGAAUAGAAAAGCCCAAAUUAAAGUCAAAAGUUGAGCGUCCACUUUUAGACGUGCUUUUGUAUCAGAUGUUUGCCAUUCUUCUCAACCUCUCUUCAGACAUUGUCUGACAUGAGAGCUUUUCAACAAUUCCCAUUCUUCUUCAUUUCCUUCGAUAUCGCUUGGACCGGCUUUUUUUAAAAAAUUUUCUUCAUAUUUGCAUUCAAAAUGUCUCAUAGAACAGCUAACUCUGAGGUUAGCUCCAUCCUAUUUGUGAAAAAUUUGUCGUUUAAAAUCACAUCAGAAGAAAUGUACGAUUUGUUUGGUAGAUAUGGACCUAUACGUCAAAUUCGAUUGGGAAAUACCGUUGAAACUCGAGGAACCGCUUUCGUAGUAUAUGAAAACGUCCAAGACGCCCUUCGUGCUUGUAAUAAGUUGUCUGGUUACAACUUCAUGGACCGAUAUUUAGUUGUUCAUUAUUACAAUCCUGAAAAGGCAAAGACUGAGGGUGAAAACUUGAAUUCUCGAUACACUGCCCUUGAAGAAGUUAAGAAACGCUAUGGUGUUCAAUAAGCCAUAGCAUUUGUACUUAUGAUGUAUUAUAGUUACUCAUGUUAUAAAAUAUAGAUGACUUUCUUCCCGUU